This is a messenger RNA of Python bivittatus (Burmese python), 2334 nucleotides long. Lineage: Eukaryota; Metazoa; Chordata; Lepidosauria; Squamata; Pythonidae. The record is from RefSeq and is a predicted model, not a curated record.
AUGCAUAAGGGAAUUCGAAGCCUGUCAGCGCCGCCUCCCGCCUUUGUGUGGCCUGGCGGCAUCGAAAGGCGAAGCGCUCGAGGGCGUCGAGGGGAACGGGGGCCCAGCGUGGCGGAGGAGGAGGACGACGAUGGCUUAUGGAGCGGCCGCCUCUGGGGAUGGGGAGCCCCUCGGAGAGGCGAGACAUGGCGGCAGAAAAACAAGCUGGAACUUUUGCCCCACCAUGCUCAGGAAGAGGAAGACACCACCAAAUUUAUCAUACUGACACUCCUCUCCAUUGCUUGCAUUUUGGGGGUCCUUAUGACUUCUGGAGUCAUCUACUGCCUCCGCCAUGGCUCUCAUCACAAACUAAAGGAGAAGUUGACAAGCCUAGGGUCUGACACCAGCUCGGAUGCUACUGCCACUUAUCAGGAAUUAUGCCGUCAGCGUAUGGCGGUGAAAACCUCAGAUCGUUCAGAGCCUCUACAUGCUUCUCGCAUUAAUAGCAUAUCUUCACAGUUUAGUGAUGGACCUAUUCCAAGUCCUUCUACUCGAAGUAGCACUUCAUCCUGGUGUGAAGAACCAGUCCAAUCUAAUAUGGACAUCUCCACUGGUCACAUGAUACUGGCCUACAUGGAAGACCAUUUGAAAAACAAGAAUCGUCUAGAGAAAGAAUGGGAAGCACUUUGUGCAUAUCAAGCUGAGCCUAAUGCAACUACCAUUGCACAUAAGGAAGAAAAUGUCCAGAAAAAUCGCUCUCAAGUUGUAGUAGCAUAUGAUCAUUGCAGGAUAUGUUUGAAAGCUGAAAACAGCCAUGACAACUCAGACUACAUCAACGCAAGUCCAAUUAUGGACCAUGAUCCUAGAAGCCCUGCAUAUAUAGCUGCUCAGGGUGCAUUACCUUCUACUGUCACAGACUUCUGGCAGAUGGUCUGGGAAAACGGCUGUGUUGUUAUUGUCAUGCUGACACCCCUUGCCGAAAAUGGAGUCAAACAGUGCUACCACUACUGGCCAGAUGAAGGGUCAAAUCUCUACCAUAUCUAUGAGGUAAAUCUGGUCUCUGAGCACAUUUGGUGUGAAGAUUUCCUUGUAAGAAGUUUUUAUUUGAAAAACCUUCAAAGCAAUGAAACUCGGACUGUAACCCAAUUCCAUUACCUUACCUGGCACGAUCAGCAAGUUCCUGCAUCCACAAGAUCCCUUCUGGAUUUUCGCAGAAAAAUAAACAAGUGCUACAGGGGUCGUUCUUGUCCAAUAAUUGUGCACUGCAGCAAUGGUGCAGGAAGAACUGGAACCUACAUCCUGAUUGACAUGGUUCUCAAUAAAAUGGCCAAAGGUGCUAAAGAAAUUGAUAUUGCUGCUACUCUGGAGCAUUUGAGAGAUCAGAGACCUGGAAUGGUCCAGACAAAGGAACAGUUUGAGUUUGCCCUGACAGCAGUUGCAGAAGAAGUGAACGCAAUACUCAAAGCGCUUCCGCAGUGAGCAGCCUGUGGUCUGUUAACUGGGGGUUCCUGGUGUGGCAGGGUGGUCUCUCUGUUUCAUUAUUCUUGGUCCCUGUGAAUGUUGUUGGAAACGUGACCUGAUCUUAAUUGUACGUCUGCUGUUGUAACCACAUAUUGAUUGGUUCCUUACAAAUUUCUAUUGCCAGUUCAAGUUCAACCGAGAAUGGGUAUAUUGUUCUUAUUACGAUAUUCCGAAAUAAUAAUACACCGAGACCUUAUGUGACCAGAACAAUCCCUCUACUUCUUUUACAUCAAAGAAGUCCUAAAUUUCACACUUGGAAUGCACGUGCACACCUUGUUCAUAGAAAAUAUACAUUGUUGUAGAUAAGCAGUGCAUUCAAUGUGUCUCUGGCAACAUAGUGUUAUGUUUCUGCAACUUUUCCAAAACUGUAUAAAAGGGGGGGGCUGUUUUUUUUUUUUUAAAGCAUAGAGGUUGUUCUUACAAAGGCCAAGCAAGCCCACAGUACAAUGCCCCAUGUUUUCAUAAAUAUGAGUCCUAUUUCGUAUAUAAAGAAACUAUGCCUUUCAUGCUGUGUCUUGGCAAGCUGAUGCUUUUCCUUUUUUUUGUUUUGUUUUUAACUUUUCAACUUUCUGUAAUGAAUAGAAGCAGAUCUUAAGCUCUAAGUUCUGGGACUUGCAUGGUUAUAACAGCUAUGGAGGAAAUGUCGGUCAUGUUAGCAGGAGCCCAAGUUUCCAAAAAGCACAACAAACUUUUAUUGUAUGUUGCUGCCCUAAUGGGAAGAAGGGAGGCAGAAUAAUUUAACCUCAACAGAUUUUUAAAAGCCCUCUGCUGACAGUUGUUGAAAGCUGAUUUUCUUUCUAUUUUUAUAACUUAACAUUAAUUUAUCUUUUUAAA